Messenger RNA from Syngnathoides biaculeatus (alligator pipefish), 4352 nucleotides. Its product is annotated as high-affinity choline transporter 1-like. The record is from RefSeq and is a predicted model, not a curated record. Gene Ontology annotation, molecular function: choline:sodium symporter activity. The transcript is spliced from 8 exons. Gene Ontology annotation, cellular component: plasma membrane. NCBI's taxonomy places the organism in Eukaryota, Metazoa, Chordata, Actinopteri, Syngnathiformes, Syngnathidae. Gene Ontology annotation, biological process: acetylcholine biosynthetic process; transmembrane transport; choline transport. The coding region runs from base 74 to 1756 and encodes 560 amino acids.
GCCGCCGCCACUGUCGCUCGGUCUCUGGAUCGGUCCGUCCUCGUCCUGGUUCUGGUCCUCGCGCUCGCCCAUCAUGGCUCUCAACAUCCCCGGCGUGAGCGUGAUGAUGUUCUUUUACCUGCUGGUGCUCGCCAUCGGCGUGUGGGCCUCCUUCAAGUCCAAGCGGGAGGCCAAGAAGGGCCGCGGAGACCAGACGGAGAUGGCGCUGCUCGGCAACCGCGGCAUCAACCUGGCCGUCGGCAUCUUCACCAUGACGGCCACGUGGGUCGGCGGCGGGUUCAUCGUGGGCACCGCCGAGGCCGUGUACAACCCGUCCAUGGGGCUGAUCUGGGCCGUCAUGCCCGUCACGGCCACCAUGUGCUUCAUCUUCGGCGGCCUGUUCUUCGCCGAGCCGAUGCGCAACAGCAAGUACGUGACCAUGAUGGACCCGUUCCACAUCAAGUACGGCAAAGCGGCCACGGCCGCCCUGUCCGUGGCCGCGCUGGUCUCCGAGAUUAUGUGGGUGACGGGCACGCUGAUAGGAUUAGGCGUGACCAUGAGCGUGAUCCUGGAUCUGUCGUACACGGUGAGCAUCUGGAUCUCGGCCGCCGUGGCCAUCACGUACACGCUGCUGGGCGGACUCUACUCGGUGGCCUACACGGACAUCAUCCAGCUGGUGCUCAUCUUCAUCAGCCUGUGGCUGUGCGUUCCCUUCGCGCUGAUGAGCCCGGCGGUGACGGACAUCACGCAGACGGCGUCCAACUACACCUUCCAGCCCCCCUGGCUCGGCACGCUGGAGGAGAACCGAGUGUGGCGCUGGAUCGAUAACUUCUUGAUCCUGGGUUUGGGCAACCUGGGCCUGCAGAACUUCCACCAGAGGACUUUAUCCGCCGCGUCAUCCACCACGGCCAAGAUCACCUGCUUCGCCGCCGCCUUCAUCGUCCCGACGCUGGGAAUCCCCCCCAUCCUGCUGGGCGCGGCGGCCGCCUCCACGGACUGGAACAUGACAUCUUACGGGUCUCCGUCUCCGUUCGAGCGAGGCCAGACGGGCCUGGUGCUGCCCAUCGUGCUGCAGCACCUCACCCCGCAGUACAUCUCCAUCGUGGGCAUCGGCGCCGUGGCGGCCGCCGUCAUGUCGUCCACCGACUCGGCCCUCCUGUCCGCCGCCUCCAUCUUCACCUCCAACAUCUACAAGAACAUCCUCAGGACGCAGGCGACGGAGCAGGAGCUGCAGUGGGUGAUCCGGGCCUCGGUGGUGGCGGUGGGCCUGGCGGGGACCUCGCUGACCUUCCUGGACAACAGCGUCCUGAUGAUCUGGAUGCUGCGCUCGGACCUGACCUACACGCUCAUGUUGCCGCAGCUGGUGUGCGUCCUCUUCUUCGCCGUGUCCAACGGCUACGGCGCCGUGCUGGGCUGCCUGACCGGAAUGCUCUUCCGGGUCCUGUGCGGCGAGCCCGUGCUGGGCAUCCCGCCCGUCAUCCGCUUCCCGGGCUGCACGCUGGUGGACGGCGUGUACGUGCAGACCUGGCCCAUCCGCACCGUCUGCAUGCUGUCGGCGGCGGCGGCCAUCUUGUGCUUCUCCUUCCUGGCCUCGCUGCUUUUCCACAAGGGCGUCAUCCCCGAGCGCUGGGACGUCUUUCAAGUGCUGACGCGGGACUCGGCCGAGACGCGGGACCCAUCCAAGUACGACAAGGACGACGACGACGACGACGACGACGUGAAGGAACAGAACGAGAGCAACGAAGUGUGCGAGCCCAUGUUGGAAUCAAAUUUUUAGAGCCAAUGACUUUGAUUUCAAUGCGACUGCGUGGAAUCGGGUAGGAACAAAAUGAGUAGUCCAAGUACAGUAAUCCCCCCAAAAACCCACGCCCCGCCCACUUUUCGGCAGUUGAAAAUCAAAGAAUGGAAAAGGGACGGAUUUUGUUUUUUUUUUUAGUUUCGAGGCAAAUCAUCUUUUCCACGUCACAAUUGUGCGAAAAUUGCCGCCGAAAUUUCAUCGAAGCGGACUCGCCCGUUUUUUCGACUCACCGUUCGACGGCAAGCCAAGAUUGCGUCCUGAGAAAAUAUCCGCCGCUACGAUAAGGAAAAGUAAACCAGGAAAUAAAAAUCGCGGACAAAAAUGAGCUUUUUGUGAAAACCAAGCACAGAGACUUUGAAACUCCUGUUUGUUGCUUUUCUGACAUCUCAACCUCUAAAACUUUUGAUAGUAAUAUAAAAAUGUAUUUACACAUCCUCAAGCAGGAAACGCGUCAUUGGCGACGCCGACUCCCCGCAUUGCUCGAGUAGAACUUUUUUUAAUUUCAUUUCUUUCAUUUUUUUUGGCAUGCCGUCCGCCUUUCACCCCGUGAGCUGCGUCGACGUUUCUGGCGUUUUCUACGGGCUACCGAGCGCAUACGCAUGCUCUCUCGCUAUCGAGCAGUGCCGUGAAAAACUGUUUGCUUCGUGUUUGCAAAGUUCCCCGCUCGGUUUAUCCAUCCAUCCAUGAUCUACCGCUUUUCCUGGUCGGGUGGCGGGGGAAGUAGCUUCAGCGGGGAUACCCAGAAUUCCCCUUCCCCAGCCAGUUCUUCCAGUUCUUCCUGAGGGAUCCCGAGGCGUUCCCGAGGUAGUCGAGAGACUACGUCUCUCCAGCUUGUCCUGGGUCGUCCUCGGGGUCUCUUUCCGGUGGGACAUGCCCGGAACGCCUCACCGGGAGGCAUCCGAAUCAGAUUUCCCAGCCACCUCAUCUGGCUCCUCUCAAUGCGGAGGAGCAGCGGCUCGACACCGAGCCCCUCCCUGAUGACCGAGCUUCUCGCCCGUUCUCCAAGGGAGAGCCCGGACACCCUUCGGAGGAAACUUUAAAAUGACCUAAUAUAAUAUCAAACAUGGUAAGAAUCCAGAUCCCGUGCGGACGAAUUGGGAACGUGACGGGCUGACGAAACGCUCUCAUUAUUAAUAUCGUUUAUGUUGCUUGGGCCAUCGCCGCUGAUUCUGAAGGAACUGGGCAGAUUACAUUUCCUUAGCAACACACUGAGGCUCUAAAUCUGAUUGGUUGGACCAAAAACUGGGAACCCAAAAAAGGUUUAAUUUAACCUAACCCUAAAAAAAAAAAAAAGUUUAUAGACUUUUUGAUUUUGAUUUUUUGGGGGAAUUUAGCUCCUCCCUGACAUAUAAAUCGAAGCAUACUUCCUUGACACCAAUUCCCAUUGAGACAGCGCUUCAGUGGCUUCUUGUGGCAUGUGAGGACAUUUCAUUUUUUCUUCCGUCCCGCUUACACUCACUCGGAUCAGAGUAAAAAAAAAAAUAUAUAUAUAUAUAUAUAUAUAUAUAUAUAUAUAUAUAAAACUGGGCAAAUUCAUUUAUGGUGAGCCGCGAAUAUACAGGGGAUUACGUACUGUAGUUUUUCCGUUUUGUUAUUUUUAAUAGGCGUGUACGCUGACCGGCGUACACGGUAGAAAACGACGGCUAUGCUCUCUGUUUUAAGAGCUCAGCAUCCUCUCUGCAAUUUUAUGCAGCACUGACACUUCCGGGCACGGACAGAAGGGGGCGCAAGGGUGGGGGGGGGCACUCUUGCCUAAAACCUGCGCCAGCGCGAAUGUGUUCAGCUGUCAAGUGACUUUGACACCAGCCGAUUGUGAGACUCAUGCCAGUAAAAAACAAAAUGUUGCACAUGUUGGUUUGUUUUUUUUUUUUCUUCUUUUUUUUUAAAGAAAAAAUGUAUUUUAGCUUCUUAGACAAGUAGUUGAUUGUCAACAGCUGAUUGUAUCGUGGUGGCGCGAUAAGAAGGCCUCUCAAGCACGAGCACUUCAAAAAAAAAAAAAAAAAAAAAAUUGCCCCAAAUCUAACUGCCUAUGCAAACAAGUGAGAAGAAUUUGUCAUGAAAGCCUUCGUUCGCCCCCUUUGACUUGACGUGCCAAACGCAAUUUUUAACGUUCAUUUUCUAAAGUUGUCAAGAGUUGGUUCAUUAAAACAAAGUAACGACAAGCAGCAUUAUUCGUGACGUCGUGAGUCUCUUUUUCAAUGUAAGCUUAGAAGCAUUCUGGAUAUACUUUUUUUAAAAAAUCAUCACUUCGAAAGAAGCAUUUUCAAAGGUUGUCUGCGGUUUGCUUGAUUAAAACAGUAACAGCGGCCAUCUUUAUUCUUCGCCCUUCAGCUAAACAACAAAAUAUGCAUUUGAUUUCCUGUGAAAUGCUCAAAACAUAACAUUCUUUUUCCAAGGACGACCAGCAACAAAAGAAAUUCAUAUACAUUUUUUUUCAAAAUCAAUUAUUCAAAACAUCCAAGACUGUCAAGGGUUGUUUAAAAAAAAAAAAAAAAAAAGUGCCUGUGACAGCUCCAUGGCGAAGACUGGUUGGUGCAAAUGUUUGACCUUCAUCCGAACCAAAAAAUAAAACAAU